GCAAGAGAGAAACACCUGUAGCUGACACGUUCCGUCGCCACACAGUACAGCUGUGUCUGUCGUCCAAGUGCGGUUGCGCUGAGCGUUUGGUGUUCCUCCGCGUAGAGCUGUUCUCUCUCGUCUCCGCUCUCUUUCUCUCUCAGUGAUUAAAGAAAAAAGUUCCUCAUUUCGUUGUGACGAGUACACGCAGCUAAGUCGCCCCAUCAAAAACGAAUAAUAAAAGGAUUUAUCGACACUUAAGCUGAAGCACAGAGCCCGCAUCCUCUAGUGGACUAGUGUCUAGGAAUUGCAUAGUAGUGUUAUCGUAGAAGUCGUCAAAAGACCAGCAUUCAUAUCUAUCUAUAUAUAUGUAUUUGCUCAUAUUUAGCAACAACAACAAAAACCCUUUAUAAGCUCUAUUUUUCUCUUCUACAUAAGUACGCGGCGUACCAGGUACCAGUGCUUUAUAUACACACAUAUAUAUAAAUACACAUACAUACAUAUAAUAUAUAUAUUGCACGUGUCAUACGCACUUUGCGUAUCGAACUCCGUUACGUCGACGGCACACGAGUGGGGCUUUAUUGAAAACGUUACUCUUCUCUUCUCUUCUUUGCGUUUCUUCUCCGUCCUCUCCCCCCCUCUCUCUGUCGCCGUCUUUCCCAUUCUGCGAGCUUUUUCUUUUCUGACUUUUACUUUGAUUUCGUGCAGGCGACAAACAACUUUUUUUUCUUCUUACACUCGCGGCUAAAUUCAUCUUUCUCUUCUGUGUUGGGCAGGCACCGUGGCGUCGCGUCGCUGGCACAUUUACGCCGCUCCUUCUGAGCCGGUUUCUUAUUUUCAUUUUAUAUCUUCUGCUCCCCAUCUUGAGUCGUAUGACGAGUACUGUAGGUGUUAUAGAGUCUUCUUUGUUUUUCUCUUGAUAACGCUUCUUGUUGAGAACAUGCGGAGCACAGCAGUCGUUCGUGCGGUGUGUGCUUCGUCGCGGACGUGUCGUGAGUGGCUCAACUCGAAGAGUGCGUACACACAUCGUAUGGACAACGUGGUCCAACUUGCUGUGCCUACGGCGCACCGCGGCACUGCCCCUCGCUGGCACCGCACACUGGCCCUGCAUGCGGCGAAGGACGCACAUGUUGGGCGAGUGCACUGCACUCCCCGACGCACCUUAUUUAGAGGCUGGAAAGCGGUCGAUGUACGCACGGAGGACGCCGCCAGUGCGGCUGACACGCGUACCGACGCCGUGUCGCAUGCGCAAGCGGGGGAGAUGAGGGACGGUGCUGCCGCUGCUACGCGAAAUGAAAUCACCCAGCUACGCCAACAAAUCGUGGAUUUGAAAGAGGCCCUCGAAGCGAGUCAGGAGACGGUGAAGCAGCUCCUGGUGCUGACCUCUGCGCAGAAAGCGUCAGGCGAUGUGGCUGCCGCCGCUGCUUCUGCCGCUGCUGCCGUACCGUGCGGCACGCCAGGCCGUCCCUGUGGCCCGUGCGGCUAUCCGGCGGAGGCGGCAAAGAGUGCGCGUGGUGCGUGCUACGUGGUGCGUACCAGCGAAGAGCUCGUCGAUGCGCUGCGGGGGCGUGGCAGCGAACACGCCUCCCGCACGAUUCUGCUCGAUGGAAAACUCUUUCUGCUGGACAUGUAUGGGAAGGUUGAGGUGGAUCAGGCCCGCGUGUCCGUCGUGGGCAACAACGCGACGGUGAUUGGGCACAUCUCGGUGAGGGGCCGCGGUGCGGUGCUGGCGGCCUCGGACGUUUUCUUUCUCUGCCCCUACGACAUACAGCUGCGCCUCUCGGGGGCAAGCAGUGGCGGCGGCACCACCACCACCGUCAAUGCAACAGGACGGAAGGAGGGAGAGAACUAUGCGAACCUGACGCCGGUGAUCGGCGCCACCGCGGGUGCCGGGGUCCACCUUGACCGCUGCGUCUUGAGCAACGGCCGCGAUGGCGUCUACCUGGGCAUGGGCAGCCACUGCACGUUGAAGCGGGUGCGGAUCGUCAACUGCAUUCGAGGCCUGUACGAGGGCGUCGGCUGCCGCACCUCGAUGGUCGAUGCGUGCGCCUUCCAAUCGAAUCGGUACGACAUGGUGCUGCUCGGCCCCGGCGGUGCGGAGCGGGCGCGGCGGCUCUUCCAGAAGAUUUCACCGUCGAACGCGUACGGAGAAAACUUCACCGCGUCGUUCUCGCCUGACGCGGCCGUGGCGGACGUGCUGGCGCCGGACGUGACGGCCGCGUCUGCGAUUGCACUGCAGCAGAACAAGGCGCAGGUGGUGCUGCAGCACAACCCCAUUACGGAUAUUUACGAGGAUUGCUGGGUGGACGGGCAGCAGGUGCAGCUGUCGGAGGUCGAUGCGACGGCGGGGCUGAGUGAUCCGGUCUUCUAG
This is a messenger RNA of Leptomonas pyrrhocoris, 2350 nucleotides long. RefSeq lists its product as hypothetical. Lineage: Eukaryota; Euglenozoa; Kinetoplastea; Trypanosomatida; Trypanosomatidae. The transcript has a single exon. Bases 1010 to 2350 code for a protein of 446 amino acids. The record is from RefSeq and is a predicted model, not a curated record.